Molecule: messenger RNA, 1671 nt
Organism: Penicillium brevicompactum
Lineage: Eukaryota; Fungi; Ascomycota; Eurotiomycetes; Eurotiales; Aspergillaceae
Product: tyrosyl-DNA phosphodiesterase 1
Exons: 4
Coding region: 1-1671 (556 amino acids)
Biological process (GO): single strand break repair; double-strand break repair
Cellular component (GO): nucleus
Molecular function (GO): 3'-tyrosyl-DNA phosphodiesterase activity; single-stranded DNA binding; double-stranded DNA binding
Source: RefSeq, a predicted model, not a curated record
AUGGAGCCCCCUUCAAAACGAACCAAACUUUCAGCUGGGACUGAUUCAGAAGCGGAUACGCCACUGGUGUCUCUUCACAGAGAGAUCAGUCCACCGGUGCGCGCCCAGCCAUCUCCACUCAAACCCGCAUCUCCAGGCCCAAAGGAACAGGAUGAUCUGGCGGUGCCAAAGGUCACAAAAAGUGUACCAAAGGUCAUCAGCUCUCCUGUGCAGCUCACUCAUAUUCGAGACUUGCCGGCGAACAACAAUGUUGACACCGUACGACUGCGGGAUAUCCUCGGGGAUCCGAUGAUCCGCGAAUGUUGGCAGUUUAAUUACCUCUUUGAUGUCGACUUUCUGAUGUCUAACUUUGAUGAAGACGUUCGAAGUCUCGUUAAAGUCAAAGUUGUCCAUGGGUCGUGGCAGAAGGAGGCUCCCAAUCGGAUUCGCGUUGAGGAGGCCUGUUCGCGCUUCUCAAAUGUUGAGCAGGUCGUGGCAUAUAUGCCAGAGCCCUUUGGGACACAUCACUCCAAAAUGAUGAUUCUCCUCCGACAUGAUGAUCUGGCCCAGGUUAUAAUUCAUACCGCCAACAUGAUUCCGGGAGACUGGACUAAUAUGACCCAAGCGGUCUGGCGCUCCCCGCUUCUUCCUCUCGAGCGCAAGCCGUCUCCGGAGAUCCAGGCAGAGCCCGCAAGACGUGGCUCCGGUGCACGUUUCAAAAGAGAUAUCCUAGCAUAUCUGAAAGCAUACGGGCCUUCAAAAACAGGACCCCUUACCAAACAGUUGGCCGACUUUGACUUCCAGGCUGUUCGUGCUGCCCUAGUUGCCAGCGUACCAUCCCGACAACACGCUAGUGACUCGAAUUCAGACGAGGGAACACUGUGGGGCUGGCUUGCGCUGAAAGACCUGAUGAGCAAUGUUCCUACUUCAAAGCAUGAACAUGCUUCCCCACAUAUAGUCGUUCAGAUUUCCUCCGUGGCCACCCUUGGUCAAACAGAUAAGUGGCUCAAAGAUGUGUUUUUCAAAGCUCUCGCUCCAGAAUCAACACCAAGAAAUUCCCUGAAAUAUUCUAUCAUAUUCCCAACCCCGGAUGAAAUCCGUCGCUCUCUAGAUGGCUACGGCUCAGGCGGGUCAAUCCACAUGAAGACUCAGAGCGCUGCACAGCAAAAGCAAUUACAAUAUAUGCGCCCUCACCUCUGUCAAUGGGCCGGAGAUGGUCUGGCUCCUGGUGCACACAUCGACCUGUCAGAAGAGCAGACAACCUAUGAAGCCGGCAGACGCAGAGCAGCUCCCCAUAUAAAGACAUACAUCCGAUUUUCGGGUGAAGACAUGAAGAAAAUAGAGUGGACGAUGGUGUCAUCUGCGAACCUCUCUACACAGGCCUGGGGCGCGGCUACGAAUGCGAAUGGCGAGGUCCGUAUUUGCAGUUGGGAGAUCGGGGUGGCUGUUUGGCCUGAUCUUUUCAAGGAGGAUAUUGAUGAUGAGUUGAGCCAGAGCCAGCCCUUGGAUGCAGCCAUGGUUCCUUGUUUCAAACAAGAUACUCCUCAGCCUUCGGAUGAUGAGAAGGGCACCGUUGUCGGCUUCCGUAUGCCGUAUGAUCUUCCACUGACACCGUAUGCCGCUUCUGAUGAGCCGUGGUGUGCAACUGCAACGUAUGACCUUCCAGACUGGAGAGGUCAGAGAUGGAUUUGA